AUGACAUCACUACUGGAAUACGUUUCUAUUCUUGAUCUCUUGCCGCAUCCCGACGGUGGGUAUUUCAAGGAAACUGGAAGAUCUUCCCAAGUCACAAAGUCCGCUACUGGACUCGACGUUCCGCUAUUCACAAAUAUACAUUUUUUGCUCGUUGAAAAGCACCCUUCUUUUUAUCAUCAGAUCAAGUCGGAUGAAGUAUGGUAUUAUCAUGAUGGACAGACAUUAACUGUCCAUUGUAUCUUCCCCAAUGGAGAUUAUAAGGAGGUAAAACUAGGGAGGGAUGUGAAAAACGGAGAAGUGCUUCAGUUUGAAGUGCCUAGCGGGGUCAUUUUUGCCUCAUCCGUGGAAAAGGAGUGGGCUUUGGUGAGUUGCAUGGUUUCGCCAGGUUUCGACUUCCGUGAGUUCAGAUCGUUCUCAAGAGCAGAACUCUUGGAGAAAUUUCCAGAGCAUGAGGAAAGCAUAAACAAAUUGACUCGUGACGAAUGA
Messenger RNA from Australozyma saopauloensis, 486 nucleotides. Its product is annotated as cupin domain-containing protein. Gene Ontology annotation, cellular component: intracellular anatomical structure. NCBI's taxonomy places the organism in Eukaryota, Fungi, Ascomycota, Pichiomycetes, Serinales, Metschnikowiaceae. Bases 1 to 486 code for a protein of 161 amino acids. The transcript has a single exon. The record is from RefSeq and is a predicted model, not a curated record.